AUGAAACCAAAUAAGGCUCAUCUGACUGAGAUUCAGUUCAACGGUGGUGAUGUAGCCAAGAAGGUUGACUACGCGUACAGUUUCUUUGAAAAGCAAGUCCCUGUAGACGCUGUCUUCUCAAAAGACGAGAUGAUUGAUAUAAUCGGUGUUACCAAAGGAAAAGGUUAUGAAUGUGUGGUUACAAGAUUGGGAGUGACCCGUCUCCCAAGAAAGACCCAUCGUGGACUCCGCAAGGUGGCUUGUAUCGGAGCUUGGCAUCCGGCUAGAGUCUCCUACACGGUGGCUAGAGCCGGUCAAAACGGAUACCACCACCGUACUGAGAUGAACAAGAAAGUUUACCGGGUUGGUAAAACCGGGCAAGAGACUCACUCAGCCACGACAGGUUAA
Molecule: messenger RNA, 387 nt
Organism: Thlaspi arvense
Lineage: Eukaryota; Viridiplantae; Streptophyta; Magnoliopsida; Brassicales; Brassicaceae
Source: the annotation of a GenBank genome assembly